AUGACCACUCAGGUUUGCAAAGGUGAAAAGAGCAGCAUCCAGGUUGAAUCUGGAAAAUACGAAGCACAGAUGAGGAAGUUUCCUGUUUGCAGCAGCCAGUAUGUGCAUCAGGGAGAAGAUCAAAGUGCACUGAGCAAACACCACGCAGCACCAGGGAUCCGGCAAAGAAGUCUGGCUCCUGCCAGUGCUCCAGGAUGCAAGAUAAAAGGCAAACAGCUCUGCAGAUUCCUGGCCUUCCUGGCCUUUCCCCUUCACCUCCUACCCAUUGCAUCUUCCAUUCUUGUGAGCAUCUUUCUAGUUCCAUCUCUGGCCCUGAUGAACACCAGUGACAGUCAUCCUAUGGAUGGCUCUGUGGGAACCCAGAUCAUCCAUGUCGAUGCCCUCCUAGGUAUCGUCAGCAUCCAAGACAACAAUGUUUUGAGUGAAUGGAAUGGAAUCGUGGACUACAAGAGUGACCUUCUGGCAGCUAAACUGUUUGGUAAGAUGGCCUGUGUCCUGGCCAAGAUGGACCUAGCAGUCUUCCCAAGUUUGGAUGAAAUUACUCAGGCCCUGGGCAAACAGGCUUCUGGUCACUACCCACCCUCCCGUGGACUGACCUACACCGUUAUACCCAGCCGAGUCAAAAACUUGGCCCAAUAUGGAAUGCCUGUCAAGGACCUGUGCAGAGCAGUCCCCACCUACUUUGCCCAGCAGCAAAAAGAAGGCACCGCCCUGGCAAUGGACCCAGACUUCUGUUCUGAGCUCCAGAUUCUCUCCUUCAUGGGACUGUCCAUCUGUGGUGAGAUCCUUGGGCUCUGA
Phodopus roborovskii (desert hamster) is the source of this 798-nucleotide messenger RNA. RefSeq names its product gastrokine-3-like. NCBI's taxonomy places the organism in Eukaryota, Metazoa, Chordata, Mammalia, Rodentia, Cricetidae. The coding region runs from base 1 to 798 and encodes 265 amino acids. The record is from RefSeq and is a predicted model, not a curated record. Gene Ontology annotation, biological process: regulation of cell population proliferation. The transcript is spliced from 6 exons.